Messenger RNA from Paramecium sonneborni, 1267 nucleotides. Lineage: Eukaryota; Ciliophora; Oligohymenophorea; Peniculida; Parameciidae. The record is from the annotation of a GenBank genome assembly.
UAUGCUCAAAUAAUUAUUUAUUUUAUUGUUGACUUCAUUAUUCCUUACUGAAGCAGCUGAAAAUUAAUUGACUAUUGCUUUCGGAUCAUGCUUUAAAUUUUACAGAACUCAUGAUACAGAUGUUUUUUAAAGAAUUUAAUCUUUUAAUCCUAAAUAUUUUUUUUGGUUAGGAGAUGCUGCUUAUAUUGAUUACAUGCCUAUUCUUGGUAUUUGGAGAUCAGAACUUAAUGAAACUAGAGUUAAAGAAAAAUUUGAUAUCACUAAUGAUGAUAAAUAUUAUGUUCAAUUUAAAAAGAAUGUUAUUAUUAAAGGAGUUUAUGAUGAUCAUGAUAGCAAUAAAAAUGAUGGAGAUAAAUUCAAUCCAUUAAAAGAAAGUGCUAAACAAUUAUAUCUUGAUUUUAUUGGAGAACCCAAAGAUUCACCAUUAAGAAAAUAAGAUGGUAUUUAUUAAUCAUUUUAUAUUGAUCAACAUAACAAAAUCCUUGUUGUUAUGACUGAUACAAGAUAUAAUUCAGAUAAACUUACUGGGGAUUCCUUAGGAGAUAAUUAAUGGAAAUGGUUAGAAUAAUAAUUUUAGACUGAAAGUUAAUUGAUUAUUAUGACAUCUGGAGUUUAAGUUAUGCAUGAUGAUAGAAGUAUCCCUGAAACAUGGUUUGCAUGGUCUAAAUAAAAAUUAUAUGCUUUAAUCAAAAAAUACAAAAAACCUAUCAUUUUUUUAUCUGGAGAUGUUCAUUACUCUGAAAUCAUGAAACAUCCUUGUCCUCAUAGAAUAGGUUAAAAUCUCUAUGAAUUUACAUCAAGUGGAAUGACAUUUGCCAAUUAUGAUCAUAUACCUUUUGUUGACCUUGUUUUAUAAUUCUAAUUUCCAACCACUUUUAAUAACUAUUAAGAUCAUUAUUAUAAAUCUAAUUUUGGAAUCUUAAAAAUAAUUACUAAUGAUUAAAAUUCACCUGUAAGAAUAGAAUUUGAAACUCAUUCUAGUGAAGAUUCAAGUAUUGUUUUAUAAAAGACUGUCUAUAUUGAAGAACUACAAUCAUAAUAUUACGAUGAAUCUCAAUCUUGUAUAUUAGAUGUAUCUAUUAGGGAGAGAUAAUGGUAGAAUUAUUUAUUAAGAAUUAAUGAAAACAUUUUAAUUUUUACUAGCUCAAUAUUUGUUUCAUUGUUAUUCGUUAAAUUUUUAAUUUAUAAUUCUAAAUCAUAUAUUUCCAAAUUUUUAGAGUUGUAUAAAUAGAUAUAACAGAAUAAAUAAAAACUUAAAUUAGAGUGA